AUGGACAGAUUCUUAAGUCUCAUAGAUUACAACAACAUAUUUACAUUUCUUAAUGUAAAUGAACAAGCACAAAAGCUUGCAAUUAAAGCAAGGGAUGGAACAAUUCCUAAAAUAUCGACCGGAAAAGAAUUACUCAAGAUUUGUUUAGAUUUCAAGUUACGGUCAGAUAAUCAACGUCAUAUAAUUGAUAUUGAUUCGGUAACGGAUGAAAUUUGGAACUCACGUUUAUCGGCUUCACAAAAAUGGCAGUUUAAGAACCUUGCAGAUAAUGUAAAUAAAGCUCGAAAUGCUACUACUAUCGAAUUAAUUGCUCGGAUUAAUACACCGCAAAUUACAAAAACUCCUUUAGAAAAUUCUAUUUUAAACGGUACGAGUUUUCAUGAUGACAAAGGUUUUGAAUUUUUGAUUCACCCUUUUCAGUAA
Rhizophagus irregularis DAOM 181602=DAOM 197198 is the source of this 423-nucleotide messenger RNA. RefSeq lists its product as uncharacterized. NCBI's taxonomy places the organism in Eukaryota, Fungi, Glomeromycota, Glomeromycetes, Glomerales, Glomeraceae. The record is from RefSeq and is a predicted model, not a curated record.